Messenger RNA from Trematosphaeria pertusa, 1030 nucleotides. RefSeq lists its product as uncharacterized. NCBI's taxonomy places the organism in Eukaryota, Fungi, Ascomycota, Dothideomycetes, Pleosporales, Trematosphaeriaceae. The record is from RefSeq and is a predicted model, not a curated record. The coding region runs from base 69 to 941 and encodes 290 amino acids. The transcript is spliced from 4 exons.
GAUGACCAAGCCACCCUACCUCCAGAUCAACCCUGCGGCAUUCCCCCUUGGCGAGAAAACCCACGCAAAUGGGGUGCCCCUACCCGACUACUCGACCUCCACCAGGGUCCGUCUCGGUCCCGAAGCAACUUGGAUGCUCUGCCCCGCCAGUUUCGCCUCCUUUCCCACCCGUCUAUGGCUUCGCUUCUCAAGGCGCUCUGGUCGUCGCGCGACUCAUCUGGCUGCUCGGUCACCACCAUGCGCGCCGUCCCUGGGGAGAUGCAAACCUUCCAGGUAUCGCUGAACACCGCCCCUGGGGGAAAGGCAUGAAGCAUAGGGUGUGUGCCUUCGGGUUCGCAAUUGGCUGCUUGGGUUCUGAGGCAGCUCUCCUCGCCUGGCUAUAUACUGGGAAUGAACCGGCAUAUUGGAUGUCCUUGACGUUGCCUUGGACGAACGGGCUCGUGAUUGAGACCUAUAUUUGCUGGCAAAUCGUCGGCUUCUUUCCCCCGGUCCUGUCGGAACAUCUGUGGUUACGUCUAGGGUUAAUCCUCGCCGCCGUAGUCACCAUCACGUUUCAGCUCUGUGGUGUUCUGGUACCAUUGAAAGCGCUCGCUUUUAUUGCAAACGCCGUCUUCCGUUUUACAGUGACGGCCGCUAUCGCUCUUUACAUCUACAAGUGGCCGACCACGAGGACACGAAAAUUUAAGCUCAUUGGAUGUCUUUUCGGAUUCGCAACUCUCGCAGACGUUCUUCUCGCCCUUUUGUUCCCUCUUCACUACCAGAGUUCUCUCAUCCAUGUGUAUUGCUUGACACAUGCUCUCCUAGAACUCGCUAUUCUUUUUCUUCUGUAUGCCAUCCGAGUCUGGAAAACCGAGAAUAGGGGGAGCCAUGGCUUUAGAGCGUCAACAAGAGCAUUGGGGUGUACGUCGAUUAACACCGAACUAUCCCAGCCCACAUCGUAAUCUUCGGUACACGAAAGGAACGUAAUAGGGAAGAAACUUGCGGGCGAGUCGGCUUGACAAGUGAACGCCGCCCAACGACGAAUCCGGUU